Maudiozyma saulgeensis is the source of this 1152-nucleotide messenger RNA. The record is from the annotation of a GenBank genome assembly. Lineage: Eukaryota; Fungi; Ascomycota; Saccharomycetes; Saccharomycetales; Saccharomycetaceae.
AUGAUAUUGUAUGGUACUAGAGUCAACUUGUUUGUUAGAAGGUCAUACUCUCGCGUUCAAUAUUACUCUGUGGUGCGCAAGCCACUAGAUGUAUUGUUCUUUGGAACAGAUGAGUUUAGCGCUCGAUCCCUAAUUACAUUACAAAAGUUGGCCAUUGAACAACCGCAAGUAUUAGCUAAAUUGCAAUUGGUAACUAGGCCGCCUAAAUGGUGUGGUAGACAACAUUCUAUAUUGAAGAUACCUCCCGUGAUUGAGGCGUUUAAGCCCGCCACGCCUUUGUUUUGUGAUACUCGACAAGAGAUGUUAGAUAUCUUGGUGCCGUGGCUCUCCUCGUGUCCAACUGAGCAUGAUAAGAUGUUGGUCGCUGUAUCGUAUGGGAAACUGAUCCCGGCAGAGUUGAUCUCGAUGGCAGAUUAUUCAUUGAAUGUGCAUCCAUCGUUGUUACCCAAAUAUAAGGGGAGUGCGCCAAUUCAACACGCAUUAUUGAAUGGGGAUGCUAUGACAGGUGUCUCUGUACAGACAUUACACCCUGAGAAAUUUGAUCGUGGUAGUGUGGUGGCUAGGACUCCAGAAAUAUCCAUUGAUACGUUGUUGGGGAAUGCUACUAGUCAUGAAGGUACAUGGAAAACAGAUACAUUGAUCAAUGAGUUAGGCGUUGUAGGUGCAGCUUUACUUAGGGAUGUUCUAAUUAACAAGUCAUAUAUGUCGAUGGAUAAUAAAUCAUUGGUAGAUAAAGGUAGAACUUAUAAACCUAGUUGGGCACCAACAAUCAAAACUAAGGAUAAACAAGUUAUAUGGCAAACAUACACAGGUGAGCAUAUCUCUACAAUGAUUGCUGUAGUGGGGCCAGUGUAUGCAUUUAAGAGGGUACAACAAGGGAAAUUGAGGAAACAGAAAGAUGUGUUUACGGACAAGAGAGUGUUGUUUCAUAAUGUGGAGCCUGUGACUUGGCCUGCACAGGAAUUAGAGCCCGGUCAUUUUGUAUAUGAUCCAGAGAGACAAGUAAUACGCAUCGGAUGUGCUUUGGGGACUCAAUUGGAAGUACAAUCGUUGCAAUUUGAAGCAAGCCCCAUCGAGACCAGUGAAGAAUUUAUGAGGAAAUUACGCAAACGGUGCGGUCCACAGGCCGCAGAACUUACAAUAUUUGGAUAG